Messenger RNA from Branchiostoma belcheri (Belcher's lancelet), 2288 nucleotides. Its product is annotated as aspartate--tRNA ligase, cytoplasmic-like. Gene Ontology annotation, molecular function: RNA binding; ATP binding; aspartate-tRNA ligase activity. The transcript has 17 exons. Bases 67 to 1671 code for a protein of 534 amino acids. Gene Ontology annotation, biological process: aspartyl-tRNA aminoacylation. The record is from RefSeq and is a predicted model, not a curated record. NCBI's taxonomy places the organism in Eukaryota, Metazoa, Chordata, Leptocardii, Amphioxiformes, Branchiostomatidae. Gene Ontology annotation, cellular component: aminoacyl-tRNA synthetase multienzyme complex; cytosol; cytoplasm.
AUAGAAACGUGGCUAAGAAGUUAUACAACCAGACAGUCCUAUUAAAAUUCGUCCAACUUCUGAAGUAUGGAGAAGGAGAACGACCAACCGGAGGUCCCUCUUGGGCCAGAUGGAAAGCCACUGUCUAAGAAAGCUCUGAAGAAACAACAGAAGGAUGCAGAGAAGGCAGCUAAGAAGGCCCAGAGGCAGGCUCAACAGGCUGCAGAGGCUGACGCCCAGGCAACAGAAGACUUCUCCAAGGAUCGCUAUGGCAACAUGGCCAUGCUGCAGUCUACAGAGAAACCAGACCGGAGGUUGGUUCGUGUUGAAGAGCUGACACCAGGCCUAGCCGGGGAGACUGUGUGGGUUCGAGCUAGGAUGCACACCAGCAGGGCAAAAGGAAAACAAUGCUUCCUUGUGCUGCGACAACAGCAGUUUAACGUGCAGGCUCUGGUGUUUGUGAAUGACAAGACUGUCAGCAAACAGAUGGUCAAGUUUGCUGCAAACAUCACAAAGGAGAGCAUCAUUGAUGUGGAGGGGGUUGUCCAGAAGGUGGCACAGCCAGUGGAGAGCUGCACACAGAGGGAUGUGGAGCUGCAUGUGGAAAGGGUAUUUGUGGUGAGUGCCUCUGCCCCACAGUUACCCUUACAACUGGACGAUGCAGCCAGGCCAGAACACGAUGAGGAGGAUGCCAGUCGACCUCGUGUGAACCAGGACACCAGGCUGGACAACAGGAUUAUAGAUCUCAGGACGACGACAAACCAGGCAGUGUACCGGGUGGUAGCGGGAGUGUGUGACCUGUUCAGGUCUACUCUGACAGGCAAGGGAUUCGUGGAGAUCCACACUCCCAAAAUCAUCUCAGCGGCCAGUGAGGGAGGAGCUAACGUGUUCACCGUGUCGUACUUUAAGAACAACGCGUACCUGGCCCAGUCCCCACAGCUGUACAAACAGAUGGCCAUCGCUGCUGACUUCGAGAGGGUCUUCACUGUUGGGGCUGUGUUCCGUGCGGAGGACUCCAACACCCACCGUCACCUGACUGAGUUUGUUGGCCUGGAUCUGGAGAUGGCGUUUAACUACCACUACCACGAGGUGCUAGACGUCAUCGGGGACAUGUUUGUGCAAAUCUUCAAGGGGCUCAGGGACAGGUAUAAGACCGAGAUCAACACCAUCCAGAAGCAGUUUCCGUGCGAGCCCUUCCGGUUCCUGGAGCCUAGCCUCAGACUGGAGUUCCCUGAGGCUGUGGCCAUGCUCAGGGAGGCUGGGGUGGAGAUAGGGGAUGAGGACGACCUCAGCACUCCUGAUGAGAAGCUGUUGGGAAGGUUGGUGAAAGCCAAGUAUGACACUGACUUCUUCAUCCUGGAUAAGUUCCCCCUGGCGGUGCGCCCGUUCUACACCAUGCCUGAUCCACAGAACCCGAAAUAUGCCAACUCGUACGACAUGUACAUGCGAGGAGAGGAGAUCCUGUCUGGAGCCCAGCGAAUCCACGACCCAGAGUUCCUGACAGAACGGGCCAAGGCUCACGAGAUUGACAUUGAGAAGAUCAAGUCUUACAUCGACUCCUUCCGUUAUGGAUGUCCUCCCCAUGGAGGAGGUGGGAUCGGUAUGGAGAGGGUGGUCAUGCUGUAUCUCGGACUGAACAACAUCAGGAAAACUUCCAUGUUCCCCCGCGACCCCAAACGGUUGACCCCUUAAUCUCUAUAGCAACCACCGAAAGAAACUUCUCUAAUUUCAUGAUAAUUUGCAUGGACCAAGAGCAAGAGUAAAGGUUUCAACAAGGAAGUUGUAAGAUGAAGAAGUGACAGGAACUACAAUGACCAAACUGUAGAAAGAUACAGGAAAGCUAAUAAAAAUAAUAAUGGUUUGAAAUUCCAUCUUAUUGUUUCUUUGAAGAGACCUUUAUAAGAAAGAAAUAGAUGGAAUUUGACACUUUAAUAAUUAAUAACGGUACUAGAUAAAUGAAUUUUUUUUCAAAAAUUUGUAAAGUUACAUUCUAAGACCCACACACAAAUUUGCAAAACCUCAGUGUGUCCUAUCACUGAACUAUUUAAUUAUGUUGAAUAUUAAACAUUUUACCAGGUGAUGUAUAUCUUUAAUAGGGCCAGUUCACAAUACAACAUUCAGCAAUAGCUUCCCUGUUACCUUACUCAGUAUACAGUGAAACAUGUUGCCAACAGUUAAGAAUUCUUGGGACAGUGUAGAUAGAUAGCAAGGUGUAUUUUCUAUAGUCUCUAGUCUACCAGACUAACUAUGCUGGCUAUAUAUAGCAGAAUAAUUGCCAGGGGAGUUUGGCCGCCUUGUAGGUUUGACUG